This is a messenger RNA of Venturia canescens, 4969 nucleotides long. RefSeq names its product DBIRD complex subunit ZNF326-like. The coding region runs from base 246 to 2918 and encodes 890 amino acids. The record is from RefSeq and is a predicted model, not a curated record. The transcript is spliced from 11 exons. Lineage: Eukaryota; Metazoa; Arthropoda; Insecta; Hymenoptera; Ichneumonidae.
GAGCGUUCCGAAACUACGUGAGACGCCACGCACAAUUGACGACAUUUUUAUUUUCUCUCCGGGAGGAGAGAUUUCAGCCAGAGUUCCCUUGGCGUAGUACUGCGACACGAAACCGGCGGUGAAUGCGCGGAGAAGCCUUUAACAAAGAUCAUUGAAAAAAAAUAAUUAUUUUUUCGAGCCACGAAAUCGGCGAUUUCUCAUCGCAACGCUUCGCUUAUUAACAUUCAAUUCUAAUUGACUUGAGUAUGAGUUCUCGAGGCAGAGGAUUCAGCUCGAGGGGCAAUAGCUCGUACAGAGGAAAUAGGGGAGGUGGGGGUGGUAGCGGCGAUUGGGGAAGCGGCGGGAACAGCGGAGGCAGUAUGAAUCGAGGUGGAUAUUCUUCUUCCAGGGGCAGUCGUUUCAAGUAUUCAACGACCAGUUAUGAUUCUCGCAACAAAUAUGGGUCUGUCGGAAGCUCUGAGAAGUAUUCAAGCAGAGGAGGUCGUGGCGGAGAUCAUUCCAAUAGCUACAAGCGUCCACGUGACUCUUACUCGACACGAGAAGAUCACAGAUCGUCGAGCGAGUCAAAUCGCAAAAGGAUCCGAAGUGACUCUUACCAGCAGGGAGGAGGUAGCGGAGGCGGUGGUUCCCAGAGGUAUUCAUCGUCGUACGGUGGCUCUUCUACAUCCGCUCAAUAUGACGACAAUAAGAGAUCAUCGUCGUCGGCGGUAUACGAAGACAAGAGGCAGAGCGACCGUGGCUCGUAUCAUCGAGGCGACGAGCGUCAUUCGGCAUCGAGGAAUUACGCGCCUCCACCACCACCGCCGCCGCGUAUAAGCGACAUGGCGCCGCCAUCAACGAGAUACGGUACAACGAGCAGAGGUAGAAUAUCCCAUGGUAACACGAGUUUUCGUGGUCGUAUAUCUUCUCGCGGUGGCCGCGGAUUUCACCGUGUUGGAACACGGACAUCGGAUUCGUUGAUGACCCGCAAGCGUACCCUGACCUCGCUCGACUAUCGGCGCAAGAUGCUUGGUUCGCGUUCGCGCGACUACAUUCAACGGGUUCGCAUGACCACGACAAAAUUGCGCAGGAGCGGUGCUACAACUAGGCUGACCAGAAGUAAAAAGGAACCCGGGACAGGAUCCAGCGUUAAGGACAAGGAUAGAGAGAUGGCCAAGGCUAUUAACGCCGAAUUCUCCGACGAUGAUAAGGACGAAGACGUCGACAGCAAUUGGGGAGAGGACGAAAAGCCUCACGAGGAUGACGAUGAGGAAGUUAAUACAGAGAAGAAAGUUAAAGAAGUGAAGAGGAAGAAGGAAAAACAAGAGAAUAUCAAGAUGGAAGAAGAGGAAAAAGAAGAGGAUGGAAAAGGAACCGAAGAGGAUGACAAACAGGAGGAGGACGAUGACGAGGCUGAGGACGGUGAAAAUUCAAAAGGAGAACGCGCUGCAGGAUCUGGGGAAUUGCCUAGUCGUCGUGACGGCAAACGCUUCAUAAAGCUGAAUUGUCCCCACUGCUCACAUCGCAGUGUGACCUUCAAGGAAUAUUCACUGCAUCUUUAUUCGGGACGUCACAAUUCAGCGAUGAGACGAAUCGCAGCUCGUCACAAGGCGACGUUAGCUCGUAUGCGCGUCGUCCAAAGACAAGAGCAAAGACGUGUCGAAGUUCGUGAUGCAUCCCGCGGAACAUUGCCCUCGAUAACGAUGUUUUGUCCCAUCUGUAAAUUGAAUUAUCGCUCGCUGAAAGCGAUGCAUCAUUUGUCCGAAUCGCAUCGACAAAUGAAACGUUUUUUAACACCGUUCUGCCGAGUUUGCCGCAUACAAUUUCGAUCGCCAAUGCUUUUCGAAAGUCACGUAUGUUCUCUCGACCACAUCAAGCGCAAGAGCUUGGCAGACGAACGAUUAUCAACCCGCAAUGGAGAAGCCGAAGGGGAUUCAAGUGCCCCGGAAGAGGACGACAAAGAAGUAAAUCUUGACAAUUUCAUGACGUUGGACUCUGUCGGUGAUGUUGAUGCUGAGGAGGAAGACGAAGCUGCGACCUCGACGACCCCCGGUGAGAAAAAAAAGAAGGAGAAGCCCGAGACUACCGAGUCGACGACGAUGUCGACGACAACCAUAACAACAACAUCCACAAAUAGCAUGGCCGAGCUCGAAAAGAAACCGAAAAACAAACAAAUGAUCAAAGUUGGCUUGGAAUACAUAAAACGCGUUGAAGUACAAUUUUGCGAAUUGUGCAAAGUUUACUUGCCCCGAAACGAGAGCAGCGAGCGGGCUGUGGCAUUGCAUUGUUCAACGCGAAGUCAUCUCAAACGAUCGGAACUUUCCAGAUAUGUGAGGGACAACGAUGACAAAGCCUUGCGUCGUCAGGCGGAGAGGAUCCAUUUGCAAACAUCUACGACGACUUCGAGUACCGGAAGUACAACGGUCGUAACGGGAACGACUGCGACAUUGAAAGCCGAAACGAUUCAGAAUGAUGGAACGAGCGGGACGGGUGUGAGUACGAGCGGCUCGACUGCAGCGACGGUGAAUGAGGUAAAUAACGGAAAUUCAACUCAAACAAAUGAAGAAAAGGUGGUGGUUAAGGAAACGAGCGGAAACGCGACACAACAAUCAGUCGAUGGGACUAACAAGGUCAGCAAAGAGAACAACGUCGAGGAAGAAGACGAAGAGGAUGAAUUCAGGGGCGAUUUGGGGGAUAAGUUGUGGGACGAUGUUGACAAAGAUCUCGGUGAUAUUUUGCGCGAAGCCGAGCCCGGUACCAAAUCGAGUGAUGACGAGGAUUCGCGCUACGAUCGUUUCCGCAAUUCUGAAAAAAUAUCACAACUCUCGAAGGAGAAAGAUAGGCCCGAGGGUAAAGAUGCUGAAGCUCAAGAAACUUCCAUCAGUGUCAGUCCGCCAAAAAAAACUGAGGCUAAAGUCAAGGUAGAAGCCGAAAAAUGAACAGGAUAACGUUCGCUAGAACUAAAAAACAAGAAACGUUCUUCCUUGAUAAUUGAACGGAAAAAGAUAAUCAAGCAGCAGCAGCAUUAAGAUUGAACAAAUUGUGUAGUGUCCAAUUAACGUCCCUUCGUACAUAAAGGCCUAAAUUCUCGAUGCAAAACGUUCAUUGGACGUUCCUCCAUUACGACUGUUAUUCAUUUUUAUUUUGCGUCAGCUCUUUACGAAAGGGUCGAUUUUUUUUAAUGCACUGACAAACUGUAAUUUCAAUUUUGUUUCUUAUUUUUUUCAUUCAAUUAUGCUGUUUUUCUUACUUGGGGUUCUUGUCAUCAUUAACAAUUUUUAUAAGACGACAAAACUAUUUGAAAUUUUUUCCGAUACUAGAAAAUAUUGAAACUGCAGUGUAUCUGAUUUCGGAGUUUGUUUCGUUCGAUUAUUACCAAUUUUUCUUGCAAAUGGCUCACACGUGUCAGCCAACAGUUGAGUUACAAAAUCAUUAAUUCUUAAACGUUCGGAUUCAGAUUCUGAUAUUCAACUUUGUUAGUUGAAAGGAAAGCUAUUGCUUCCCGCGUUAUGAUUUCGCUCGUUGCGUAUGUUACAACACUAAAUAAUCCUCAAAUGUGAAAAAAAGAAAACAAAAAAAGGGUUUUUGCUAAAUUUCGAGCUGACGUUGCACCUAGACGAAAGAUUUUCUCAUGAACUCUGUACUUCUCCGUUGAAUCCUGAUAUAAAAUAUCUAAAUCUAAAGUAGAUAUGAACUAAAAAAAAGAAGCAAAACGUAAAAUCGACACAUCUAAAUUGUUCGAGUGUAUUCGUGUUCGGCCAUAUUCUCGCGACCAAAAAAAGGACACAUGUGACGUAAAAAUUAUGACGUCCGUGUGAUAGGAAGAAAAGGAAACUUUUUUCAUGAACUAUUCGUUGAAAAUUCGCGAAGAAUAAUCGGUUAAAUCGGAACGUGAAUGAUUUUCGAAAUUAUUCGAAUCUUAUUCAUUUAUAGCGAUGGUAAGUUUUCUUCGUGCAUUUAAACAAAAAUACCUUCUUCAUUUUUUUUGAGUGAAUUUGAAAGAAAAUAUGAAACAACAUAUUUCAAUUAUUAUUGGAAUCAUAGAAUAAUAUAAAAUGUACGAAAUCGAUCGAUCCGAUAUAACAUGUAAAUAAAGUGUCGUUUUUUUUUCCUUUGAGUUCCUCGAACGAGGUUUAAAAAAAGAAUUUCAAAUGAAAGCUACUUAUUAGCUUUUUUUUUAACUAUAAUUCAUCAAUUCAAUUAACCGUUAUCGCAAUAAACAAUUUAAUAAAAACAAAAGUGAUACACAGGGUAUCCCACGACCAAUAAAGUCAACGUUUAAAACCAAUACAGAUUCAGAAUCUGAUAAUUUUGUAUUGGUUUUCACUUAGGCUCUCCGAGAGUUGAAAAAAAUGUGUCUUCUAUCGCGCAUACUGCAGAAUCGAGUGGAAAUAGAGUAAAUAAUCUUGAUUCUAUCGGGUAUAACCACUGCUGUAGCUCUAUUACGCGAUAAAAGAUGAGCUUCAACUUCAAUAGAUUGAGGGUAUGCAUCAGGAAUUAGUCACGCGCCAGUCAUUUCAAAUUUUCAGACACGGUUUGACUGAUUACAAGAAAGCUGUCAGGCCACGCAAGACGAUGAUGGAAAUCGGCUGACAGCUUUUUUCUGAUCGGUGAAACCCAGUCAAAUAUUUUCACUUUUGAAAUUUGCAGCUACCCUUCUCUCUCUUGCUCAUGCAGUGACGAGAUGUCACUUAAUUGGGUCGUGAGACACCUUCUGUAUGUAUAUAUGUAUAAGACCAUGCUGUACUUUAUAUUUUUUGCGAAUGAUAUUUCACGUUUCGUAAAAGCACUUACGAACUUUUCACAAAAGUAUCGACUUGCUGUUUAAUGAAAAACGGAAGUGGUUCAUUUUGCCCCAAGAGCUCAUCGUGGACUCGAAAGUGUAGCGACGUUCCAAUAUAUCAAGAAAACAGUUAUUCAUCGUCAUUUAACAUGUAACAUGUAUCGAAUAAAGCUUGUAACGAAUAAAAUGUUUUUUUUCCACCCAAAA